AUGAUAAACAAUCUACGCGUCAACAGUGACAGAAAAGUCAGCGGCAAGAAACCACUUGAAGAACAAACGUCGUCGAUCAGACCAGACUUCCUCGUUAUAAACGACGGUCUUGAUUUCGCCGUUAGUGAAUGCGGUAAAGAUGAUGUUGGUGGCAUUUCUAAAAAGGAAAUCGUGGAGCGACAACUGCAUGUCCCAAAGGUCAUGAAGGACAUUCUUCAUCGAGCACUCACGAAGGGUAACCAUGCAGAAUCGCUUGCCCGCACACGCGUCCAAGCCCAAGUGCUUGAUUGUCCGAAAGGAUACAUCUGCCGUUUGAUGUCUAGCAAUGAAUACCAACUCCCGCAAAAAGCAGACAUGAUUUCGGCACAGCUUUUCCCGUUGAUGAAGCUGACAUUACAAGUGAAGGCAAUCACCAAGAGCACUAUCAAAGCAUUCAAGAAACAUCAACGUGCCCAGGCCAAGAAUGCCAAACAAUCAGUUUUUACACUUAAUUCACCAUCAGCUCUCGAAAUACCCCCUGCAUUCACCAUUCCUACCCUGAAAAAAUCAAAAACGAACAACAUCUAG
Zychaea mexicana is the source of this 567-nucleotide messenger RNA. RefSeq lists its product as uncharacterized. Bases 1 to 567 code for a protein of 188 amino acids. NCBI's taxonomy places the organism in Eukaryota, Fungi, Mucoromycota, Mucoromycetes, Mucorales, Lichtheimiaceae. The record is from RefSeq and is a predicted model, not a curated record. The transcript has 4 exons.